This is a messenger RNA of Melitaea cinxia (Glanville fritillary), 3280 nucleotides long. RefSeq lists its product as uncharacterized. Lineage: Eukaryota; Metazoa; Arthropoda; Insecta; Lepidoptera; Nymphalidae. Bases 1 to 3048 code for a protein of 1015 amino acids. The transcript has 16 exons. The record is from RefSeq and is a predicted model, not a curated record.
AUGAGAAACGUGGAACCGCAUCUUUUAGAGGAUAAAAUGGACGAAGACGUCACGCAUUACAUCAAUUCGCAUCAGAACCCGGAGUCGGUACACGUAGAUGCCAAUUCCUUGGCUCUCAACGUACAGGACGAUGGGGGUAACCGAGUCCUAACAGUCAUGCAUCCGCAGAACUUUCCAUCUCAGAUUUUUCCCAGGCAGGUUUCAGUGGGCGAGCAGGUCGGCGAGGGUCCGUGGGUGGAAGAACUUCUGGACCCUGAAGGUAGACUGGCAGCCUUAGUGGCUCAUCUGACUCAACACUCCCGCGCCUCAUCUCAUCAUCAGACCCAUCCUGCUCAUCACAAGAUGCCUCCGGUAAGGAGUGAUGUGGAUCCAUCGGUUAUCCUAGACACGCCUCUGAGACUGUUCAAUGGACCGCCUUUGGAUCCGCAAUCAGAUGCAAUAGUAGUGCAAGUACCGCACCUACAAACACUGCCUCCGCUACAGGACAUGAAACGGUGUCCAGACACGGACUGGUUUAAUAAAAAUAAAAACGCCUUGAAGGAUGACGGUGAUAUGUUAGAACAAGACCCAGUUCUGGACAUCGGAACGUCCCCAGCUAACAAACAGAGCAAGAAGAGUCUGCCUCAUAAGAAGAGGAUAUCUAGGAAAUUGAAACGAUCAAAUGAGACUAGCUCCCCUCAACAGGAUAUAGUGGUAAUAAAUUGCAGCGAGCCUCCACAAGAGGAGAUCCUGCCUGAUAACUUUGCCCACGAGGUGAGUCUUCCCAACGAUACGAAACAUUUUGUAUUACAGAUGCGAGCAAUGUUCAUAUGUCAGCUGUGUGGAGAGUUCUAUGGCGAAGAGCAACUUAAGUUCUACCAGCAUCUCAAACAACAUUAUGAGCCACACGCUACUAUAAUUAUCGAGAACCCCGUCCCUGACCUUGGAAUUGAUAAGAUGACAAACACAUGUAUCGUCGACAACGUACCAACAUUACCUGACUCGAUAGUCGAACUAUCCCUCGAAGGAAGUGUACCAAAGACAAUGUACCAGUCCAUAGACAAGCACAUACUAUACACUACAAGCGAUAAAACACUCAACUACACGAGUAAUAAGCUCCAAUAUUCAGUGGCGAGUAUGGAUAAAGAAGUAUCAGAUGUUGACAAAAGCGAUCUGUACGAUUCGUUGGAUAAGUUGGAGUAUUUUUGUACCAAGUGCAACAAGUCGUUCAAGAAACAGAAGCUAUGCGAAGCGCAUAUUAAGGAAGCCCAUUCUAAUACAAAGCUGGAGGACAUGAGCGAGUUCAGCGAGCCCGAGGACCUGAUGGAGGGCAUCCACGUGGCCGUGGAGGACGGCGCCGAGCCCUACGAGCAGACGCUGCUGCCGCACCUCACCGUGGACAACGGCCACGUGCACCAGGACCACGUGCGCCACUGGUGGGCUCGCCUUCAUACGUACCUGCGCAGCGGCGCCGGCGCAGGCCCCGCCCCCCCGCUGUGCGCGUGCGGCGGCGCCGGCUACUGCCCCGCCUGCGCGCCGCCGGGGCACGUGCCGCACGUGUCGCCGCACGUGUCACCGCACGUGUCGCCUCAUGAGUCGCACGUGUCACCUCACGAGGCGCACGUGUCACCUCACGAGUCGCACGUGUCGCAUAUGUCGCCUCACGAGUCGCACGCGACCCCGCCCUCUAGCCAGGAGGUCACGCCGACGCUUAACAGCGUUGGUAUUCAGGCGACGGAGCCCGUGUCGCUCGCGUCCGCGCCCACGGUUGUGCAGCGGUGUCCGGACAAGGACGACCUCCAACCGAUAUUCGAAACGGAAAAUCGCCCCGACAACUUCUCCGAGCGGGUCUCAGAGACCCAAAGCGAUACUCCCAAAGGGGGCGAAACACAGCCAGAGAUUGUGACUGUGGGCAAGGAAAAAAAGAAGGGUGGUAAAACGUUCCCGUGUGCCCAGUGUGGGCGCGAAUUCGCCCAUAAGAAUAGCCUGGCGUAUCAUACUCUAAUGCACGGAGAUAAGCAGCAAGCGUGUCGCGAGUGCGGGAAGAGUUUCUACACCGUACACGCGCUUAAGAUACACAAACGGGUCCACAGCGACUACAGACCUUGUAAAUGCGACGAAUGCGGAAGACAGUUUCGUCAGUGGAGCGACCUCAAAUAUCAUAAAGCUUCAUUGCACUCUGACAAGAAACAGUUCAAAUGCGACUUCUGUGGUAAGGAGUUCGCGAGACGUUACUCCCUCAGCGUACACAGACGGAUACAUACUGGCGAAAAGAAUUAUAAAUGCGAGUACUGUAACAAGGCAUUCCGAGCGUCUUCCUACAGACUUAUUCAUAUGCGGACACACACCGGGAGCAAACCAUACAAAUGUCCUCAGUGCGAUAAAGGUUUUCGCGUUUCAUACGAUUUACAACGUCACAUGCACAUCCAUGAAAAAGUACGCGUCAAAGCCGACGACCAGAAAAAGACAAAAGAUACAAAAGAAAAGAAACAGACAAUCACUAAAACAAAUGAAGAGAAAAAGGAACCUGAAUCACCUAGCAGCGAGCAGAUAAAGUCAGAAAAUAGGCUACCGAUGCUAAAAAGUUUAUUGGACAAAAAACCGGCAAAACAAUCCAAAAAAUCGCCAAAGAAAGCCCCAAACGUCACAGUACAGAACAAAAUUGAUGAACAGUUCGAUGAGGAAAUCUUCGACACACGACAGGAUCCGUAUAAAUUUAAAGAAGUUUAUACCAAUGAGAAGGAAUUUUCGAACAUAUCUCAUAAAUUUGACAGAACCGAUGAAAGGGAAUUGGAAAAUUUAAGAUCAAUAAAAAUACCACAGAUCGGUGAAACUGAAGACAGGAACUAUAGCAGAGAAAAUACAGAUGGUAAGAUGCAAGUUUUCACUCAAAUAGAUAAAGGAAAAGAGUACAGUGGACCUAUAGUGACCAACGUUGUAUCUCUCAGCGAUAUUAGGAACUUAGAACGAGAAGUUUUGAGGGAACCGAGGGUAGAAAUACAAGGGGAUGGCUUAGAAAACGGUUUCUUUGAACGGUUAUCAGCGUUUUACAAUAUAUCAGCUAUAUGAAAAAUGUAUUGGAAAAAAACUGGCUACCGGCCAGUGGAAUAGGACCAUUUAGUGAAUUGUUAGUUUUAUUUCGAAUCACUGAUAAGUGCUUUGGUGGUGUCUGUGGAUACUGAGUCACCAAGGCGCUGUGUGUGUGUCUCCUUGUAUAUGAGCAGCUUUGCUGUGUGUGUUCUAUUUUCGUUCUGUUAUUAUUGCAGUGAAUAAAAACGAAUUGUAUAUUUAAUUUCAGAAA